Pseudo-nitzschia multistriata is the source of this 939-nucleotide messenger RNA. NCBI's taxonomy places the organism in Eukaryota, Bacillariophyta, Bacillariophyceae, Bacillariales, Bacillariaceae. The record is from the annotation of a GenBank genome assembly.
CACAUCACCUGAUGUCCUGCGGUACAGGUACCACAACAGUCUUCUCCCCCACGACACCCAGGAAAACGAUUGCAAGGCACGCCACAUCGCACCACAUCGCACCGCACCGGUCCAAAGAGCAACCAUGGUCCGCACCGGUUUGUUGAGACAGGGGACUCUCCGCUGCAGGAACUCCUUCGCCGCGAAAGCAGCCGCCCACUCCCUGCCGGGAACGGGAACAACGGGCCCUUCUGCCUCCUCGUUCGGGGGUGCCCGCCGGUCCUUUCUGUGCCAGCAUCGGCCGGGAAGACCGAUAGCGAUAAAGGCAUCGGCAUCGGCAUCGGCAACAAUCCACCCAAACCCCUUGUGCGCUUCCUMCCGCCGCUCCUUUGCGGAAGGCUUUGCCAGCGAAUCGGACUACCACACGGCGGCCGACGAAACCCUGGAGGACCUCCUGGACGCGUUGGAGGCCGCCAUCGAGGACCACUGCGACGACAUGGUGGCCGCGGGCGGAGGCAGCGAAAACGAAAACGACGACGAGCCCGAGGCGACCCUCGCCAGCGGCGUCCUCACCGUCGGCCUCCCGCCCCACGGGACGUGGGUCAUCAACAAGCAGACGCCCAACCGGCAGAUCUGGUGGUCCUCCCCACUCAGCGGCCCCCGGCGGUACGAGCACGACGGGGAGGACUGGGUCUGCACGCGUGCCGAGGGGGAGGGACCCAAGACGCUGGCCGAGGCCCUGGAGGGGGAGUUCGAGGAGCUGUACGGGAUUUCCCUGGGCCUGUAGCCACGGGGGUUCGCGGAAGAGCAAAAUCGUUCUCGAGACGAAGACCGUCGAGAGGCCUACACCGGUGGCAACCGCUGCGUGCAAAGGCAAUCGCAUCGCAGCCACUAGCAUCCCACGCUUGCUGCCGUGGAAAAUCCUCGUUUGCCACGAGUUGCAACUAUAACAGAAUCAUU